ACACACUCUGUGUUUAUUACGCGCCUAGAAGUGGCACAUGGAAGCGAUACAGUGAAAUCCCUGACUGAUCCCUUGAAAUAUGGCGAAACCUACUGGCACUGACAGCACACGGAACGUCCGGGAAUUUUUGGGAAUUCUGCUUUUCAUUACGAUGAAGAGUAGAUGAGUUGUCACAUAUUCUGUACGUGUAUCUGAGGUUGUUUCAACUAGUUUCAUCACAUGGUUCUUCUGCUGCCACACGCGCGCCUGUAAAUGCGGCAGCGCUGGCGACUCCCGUCUGAUCCGACUCUCACAGCUGGAUUUUAUCGGCUGUUUAGGAGGAACUCUAGAGCGAACUGAAGACAGGUCAGGGCAGCAGAGACUGGGAUGGAAGAGCUGUCAAGCCCUAAAAGACGCCAGUAAGCGGGUAGAUUCAGAAUUAGACGCGAUGGCAGCGUCCAGCAACUCCAGUCUGUCGGGUUCCUCCGUCUCUUCGGAUCCUGAAGAUUAUCAGCCACCGAUAUGGAAAUCCUACUUGUACCAGCUACAGCAGGAAGCACCAAGACCAAAGAGGAUCACAUGUCCUCAGGAGAUGGAAAGCAGACCCAAAUACUAUGGAAGAGAGUUCCAUGGUCUGAUUUCCAGAGAGCGUGCAGAUGAACUGCUUGCUGGGACAGAAGGUGCUUACCUCAUCAGAGAGAGUCAGAGACAACCAGGAACAUAUACACUUGCUUUGAGAUUUGGUGGUCAGACUUUGAACUACAGACUCUUCUAUGAUGGAAGGCACUUUGUGGGAGAGAAACAUUUUGAGUCAGUUCAUGAUCUGGUUACAGAUGGCCUUAUUACUCUCUAUAUUGAGACAAAGGCAGCAGAAUACAUCGCCAAGAUGACCACAAACCCCAUCUACCAGCAUCUGGGCUACACCUCUUUCCUGAGGGACAAAAUCACUCACAGACUCAACCGGACCCGCUCUGAGGCCAAAAAAGUUACUUUCAAGCAGGAUGAAAAGAUCAGCUCGUCACCACUGAGCAGACGGGCCACAAUCAGGGACGGACCGGAGAAACACUGCAACUAUGAGAAGAUCCACAACUUUAAGGUGCACACCUUCAGAGGGCCACACUGGUGUGAAUACUGUGCAAACUUCAUGUGGGGUCUUAUCGCCCAGGGCGUCCGUUGCUCAGACUGCGGGCUGAACGUGCACAAACAGUGCUCCAAUCUAGUGCCCAGCGACUGUCAGCCGGACCUCCGCAGAAUCAAGAAGGUCUUCAGCUGCGAUCUCACCACACUGGUCAAAGCCCACAACACGCCAAGGCCGAUGGUUCUGGACAUGUGUAUCAAAGAGAUCGAGCACAGAGGUUUGAAAUCAGAGGGUCUCUACAGAGUGUCAGGCUUCACAGAACACAUUGAAGAUGUCCGGCUGGCCUUCGAUAGAGAUGGUGAGAAAGCAGACAUCAGUGCCAACAUGUACCCAGACAUCAAUAUAAUUGCCGGAGCUCUGAAGCUUUAUUUGCGAGAUCUGCCCAUUUCAGUUAUCACAUAUGACGUCUACUCCAAAUUCAUACAAGCAGCCAAAAUAAUAGACCCUGAUUCUAGACUGGAGGCAGUUCAUGAUGGUCUUCUCCAACUUCCUCCUGCCCAUUUUGAGACCCUGCGGUAUCUGAUGACACACCUGAAGAGGGUCACCAUGUACGAGAAGGACAAUUACAUGAACUCAGAGAACCUAGGAAUCGUUUUUGGCCCGACGCUCAUGCGGCCUCCGGACCAGAACACGCUCGCCACUCUCAACGAUAUGAGAUACCAGAAACUGAUAGUCCAGCUCCUGAUAGAGCAUGAGGACAUCUUGUUUUAAACAGCUGAAAUGAAGACAUCUUUUAAAGACGUUAAAGAGCGUGUACAUAAACAUUUGUGCUGAAUACAGAGUUCAUUAUUAUUGAUGGGCAUUUUGUUUAAAGGAAUAGUUCACACAAAAAUUAAAGUUUGCAGAAAAUUUGGAUGUAGAUGAGAUCAGAAAAGAUUUGGAGAAAUGUAGCAUUGCAUCACUUGCUCACUGAUGGAUCCUUUGCAGUGAAUGGGUGCCGUCAUAUUCAGAGUCUAAACUGCUGAUAAAAACAUCACAAUAUUCCACAAGUAAUCCACAUGACUCCAGUCCAUCAAUUAAGAGAAAAGCUCUUAACAAGAUGUUAAUUGAUGAUGUUUAUUGAUAAAAUGGAGUUGUGUGGAUUGCUGUGAUGUUUUUAUCAGUUGUUUGGACUCUCAUUCUGACGGCACCCAUUCACUGCAGAGCAUCCAUUGGUGAUUAAGUGAUGUAAUGCUAAAAUUCCCCAAAUCUGUUCUGAUGAAGAAACAAACUCAUCUUAAUCUUGGAUGGCUUAGAGGGUGAUUCAAUUUUAAGCUAAUUAUCAUUUUUUUGGGUGGAUUCCUUUAAAUCACAGUACCUUUUUUCUCUGAUGUGAGAUAACUAUGGUGCAUUGACCUUGAUGCUCUACAGGAUAAACUCUGUGAACCUAUGGUCAAUUAGCAUUGCAAAACUGACAUAUUGUCAAGUAUGAUUAAAUGUGAGUGUGUGUGUGUGUGCGUGUGUGUAUAUAUAUAUAUAUAUAUAUACACACACAUACAUAAGGUUGGUGGAUGGCAAGGCAAUUAAGAUCAUGUUCAAAGCACUUUUUAGUUUUACAUGGAGUGUAAAUAUUUUUAUUUUGUUUUUGUUCACUAAUGCUGUAUUUACCCAUGCCUCCUUCAAAUUAUAUUUUUUUCGCCCUGACAACAAUUAAGUAAUCUCUGACAUCACCUUGUGAAUGGACAAAAUGGUUCUGUGGUCUUUUAAUUAGUGCUUGUUCCUCCCUCCUUGGACUUGAUCCGAUUUCAUGAUCCAUUGUUGCUAAACAAAAUUGUCUGUAUUGUGUUUAUCUUGGACUCCUGAGGUGAAUUCAGCCAUUCACCUAAAAAAAAAAUUAUAAUAAUCCACAAAUUGUACCGUCACCUUGGUUUGAGUUUAUUGAUAAAAUAUCUUUCUCCGAUUUUCUUUUUUAAGCUAUUUCUUUGAAAAAAUAUUGUAAUUAUGAUUGUAAUUUAUCAAAUGCUGAUUUAUUAAAUUAUGUAAAUCUGGUUACUUUUAAA
Messenger RNA from Carassius carassius (crucian carp), 3096 nucleotides. Its product is annotated as beta-chimaerin-like. The transcript has 13 exons. The record is from RefSeq and is a predicted model, not a curated record. Gene Ontology annotation, biological process: positive regulation of GTPase activity; signal transduction; regulation of small GTPase mediated signal transduction. Gene Ontology annotation, molecular function: GTPase activator activity. The coding region runs from base 428 to 1828 and encodes 466 amino acids. Lineage: Eukaryota; Metazoa; Chordata; Actinopteri; Cypriniformes; Cyprinidae.